AUACCGUCCCCCAAGCUAUUCUCACCCCCUUGAGCCUAUGGCGUUUGACUUGUUAUACGGACGGGCGGAGCCGCGGUUAUUGCCCGAAUCUUCGGCAUCUAGAGCUGGUAUGGGGUUCCGACUUGGAUGAGGAUGGGGUUUUAACUGUACUUGAGUCGCGACGAGGGGUUCUUGAAUCUGCUUUGAUUGGCCCUAGGGCAGGCAAAGACGUGACUUCAGAGACGAUCCAAUGCCUGAAGGCAUUACGGAAAAACGGUUUACAGGUGUCGUUAAUCUGACCCUUGCCCACUUGUGUCCCCUCGGAAUUGCCUUGAAUGGUGCAAGGCAGAUGAUCAGAGCCGGGACAAUACUAAAGUGUGGCCACCAGAGCACAUUAUUUUGUUCCAAAAUUAUUAUGUCAGAGCAGGUUCUAUUAGUAUCAAAAGUACAAGAUCAGCAUUUGCAGGCCAGUGAGACGUGUCACAUGUCAUUAAACACGGAGUCCUUUUUUCUUUUCCCCUGCUCCUUUUGCCUGUUCUUCAUUGUACAUGUGUUGCUCUGUCCAUCCAUCCAUUUGUCCUGAGCAUCAUUGAAAAUUUGUUGUUUCCCGUAUAAAAGAGGAUAAGCAGAAGGGCACAAGGAAAAUACGUCGACGCGCAAUAAAAA
Messenger RNA from Desarmillaria tabescens, 645 nucleotides. RefSeq lists its product as uncharacterized. The transcript is spliced from 2 exons. Lineage: Eukaryota; Fungi; Basidiomycota; Agaricomycetes; Agaricales; Physalacriaceae. Bases 230 to 562 code for a protein of 110 amino acids. The record is from RefSeq and is a predicted model, not a curated record.